UCGUUAACCACUGUGUGCCUCAGUCUCCCCAUUUGUCAUGCAGUCUCACCGUGCAGGCUUGUGGUGAGGAUUCCAUGCGAUGGUACAUGGGAUGUGCUGAGCACAAGGCCAGGCUCAUGGUUUGCACUCAGUCAGCGGAAGCUGUUGCUGAUAAACACCUGAGACAACAGCCAGGAUCCCGCAGGAUGAAUAACGGCCCUGUGUUUCCUGCAGGAGUGACAGGUCAGGAGGAGCUGCAGGUGAUUCAACGUGAGAAGUCGGUGUUGGUCGCAGCUGGAGAGGCGGUCACUCUGCCCUGCGUCAUCUCCUCUGUCCGUCCCGUGGGGCCCAUCCAUUGGUUCAGGGGGGCUGGGCCAGACCGGCAGUUAGUCUACAGUUUCAAAGGGGGCCUAGACCACUUACGCCUCUUCCCCCGAGUGAUAAAUGUUUCCGACUACACAAAAAGAGACAACGUGGACUUUUCCAUCCGCAUCAGUAACAUCACCCCAGCAGACGCCGGCACCUACUUCUGUGUGAAGUUCAGGAGAGGGAGCCCUGAUGACGUGGAGUUUAAGUCUGGUCCUGGGACACAGGUGACUGUGAGUGCCAAACCCUCUCCCCUUGUGGUAUCUGGCACACCUGGGCAGACAGUGACCUUCACCUGCGAGUCCUAUGGCUUCUACCCCAAAGAUGUCACCCUGAAGUGAUUCAAAAAUGAAAAUGAGUUCCCAGCCCUCCAGACCAACGUGGUCCCACCAGGCAACAGUGUCUCCUACAGUGUCUCCAGCAGGACCCAGGUGAUGCUGACCCAAGAGGACGUCCACGGUCGGGUCAUCUGUGACGUGGCCCACAGUACCUUGCAGGGCUCUGUUCGUGGGACAGUCAACUUGUAUGAGACCAUCCCAGUUCCACCCACCUUGGAGGUUACUCAACUCCCCAUUCAAGAGAACCAGGUGAACGUCACCUGCCAGGUGAAGAAGUUCUACCCCAAGAGCCUAGAGCUGACCUGGUUGGAGAACGGAAAUGUGUCCCGAACAGAUUCAGCCUUGAUCCCCACUGAGGACAAGGAUGGGACCUAUAACCUAAAGAGCUGGAUCCUGGUGAACUUAUCUGCCCACAGGGAGGAUGUGGUGCUCACCUUCCAGGUGGUGCAUGACGGGCAGCCAGCAGUCACCAAAAACCUGACCCUGAAGUACACUCCUCCCCCAAAGGACCAGAGCACAGAGUUAACCUCUGGCAAGGCCUCCACUCCACCCCAUCUGGCUUUUUUAAAAAUUGAAUCUUAA
Messenger RNA from Trichechus manatus latirostris (Florida manatee), 1265 nucleotides. Its product is annotated as signal-regulatory protein beta-1-like. NCBI's taxonomy places the organism in Eukaryota, Metazoa, Chordata, Mammalia, Sirenia, Trichechidae. Gene Ontology annotation, cellular component: plasma membrane. Gene Ontology annotation, biological process: positive regulation of T cell activation; positive regulation of phagocytosis. The record is from RefSeq and is a predicted model, not a curated record.